This is a messenger RNA of Sphaerodactylus townsendi, 1854 nucleotides long. Its product is annotated as basic proline-rich protein-like. NCBI's taxonomy places the organism in Eukaryota, Metazoa, Chordata, Lepidosauria, Squamata, Sphaerodactylidae. The transcript has 9 exons. The coding region runs from base 1 to 1854 and encodes 617 amino acids. The record is from RefSeq and is a predicted model, not a curated record.
AUGGGUGGGCAAGGGGGAACUCCCUGCUCGGUGGUGUGGCUUCAAUCGGCAUCAGCUGGAAUGGGCAACCCCCCGGGGAAUCCCCCAGCGACACAACUCUUCUUCGGGCUACAGGGGUCAGUCUUCCUGGAGAGAGGAGCAAGAGCGUUGGGAGGCUUGAUGAGGCGGAAGCUGGCCGAGUGUGAAAAUGCAAGUCGGAGCGUGUCCCAAAAGGCGACUAGCGGUAAUGAAACCCAGAAGUCUUCCUACGGCAGCAUGCUCUUCGCGAUCGCGGCCACUUCCCCGUCCCGGAUCACAAAGACCCCCCCCCCCCCCCACCCCCCCCCCCCCCCACCCCCCCCCCCCCCCACCCCCCCCCCCCCCCACCCCCCCCCCCCCCCACCCCCCCCCCCCCCCACCCCCCCCCCCCCCCACCCCCCCCCCCCCCCACCCCCCCCCCCCCCCACCCCCCCCCCCCCCCACCCCCCCCCCCCCCCACCCCCCCCCCCCCCCACCCCCCCCCCCCCCCACCCCCCCCCCCCCCCACCCCCCCCCCCCCCCACCCCCCCCCCCCCCCACCCCCCCCCCCCCCCACCCCCCCCCCCCCCCACCCCCCCCCCCCCCCACCCCCCCCCCCCCCCACCCCCCCCCCCCCCCACCCCCCCCCCCCCCCACCCCCCCCCCCCCCCACCCCCCCCCCCCCCCACCCCCCCCCCCCCCCACCCCCCCCCCCCCCCACCCCCCCCCCCCCCCACCCCCCCCCCCCCCCACCCCCCCCCCCCCCCACCCCCCCCCCCCCCCACCCCCCCCCCCCCCCACCCCCCCCCCCCCCCACCCCCCCCCCCCCCCACCCCCCCCCCCCCCCACCCCCCCCCCCCCCCACCCCCCCCCCCCCCCACCCCCCCCCCCCCCCACCCCCCCCCCCCCCCACCCCCCCCCCCCCCCACCCCCCCCCCCCCCCACCCCCCCCCCCCCCCACCCCCCCCCCCCCCCACCCCCCCCCCCCCCCACCCCCCCCCCCCCCCACCCCCCCCCCCCCCCACCCCCCCCCCCCCCCACCCCCCCCCCCCCCCACCCCCCCCCCCCCCCACCCCCCCCCCCCCCCACCCCCCCCCCCCCCCACCCCCCCCCCCCCCCACCCCCCCCCCCCCCCACCCCCCCCCCCCCCCACCCCCCCCCCCCCCCACCCCCCCCCCCCCCCACCCCCCCCCCCCCCCACCCCCCCCCCCCCCCACCCCCCCCCCCCCCCACCCCCCCCCCCCCCCACCCCCCCCCCCCCCCACCCCCCCCAAUUUCCUUCUCACUGAUGUUUCUGGGAGUAGUCGCGGCCUCUUCUUCCGUGCCCAAAAUAUGUUCCCAGCAUCUCGGCAGCUGCAUAUUCAGUCUUUCGAGAAAACUGCAUUCUCGGUCUUUCGUCUGUCGCUGGCUCGGGACUUUCGGUUCUGCUUUACAUACAUUGGGAACAAAAACUACCUGACCGUGGGCACACAGCCCGAAAAACUCACUCUGGCCGAGAAACGAGGCAAGCCACUGAAGGGCAAUGCCCCGCACCCCGGCAACAGCCAGGCGGUGGCUCGGCCGAGUGAGAGCCGGGGGAUGCGGCAAGGGCAGGGGGGUUUCUGCCACCAACCCCCGCUGCCCAAAACCCCUAAAACGCCAGAAAAGGUGUUCUCCCCUAACAACAAUGAUCAUCACCGCGCCGGGAAGGGCCGUCGCCGUCGCCUCCACUGUCACCGCCAGCUGCGGAGCUAUGAGACCCGGCCACGGGUACUAAAUUCCACCCUCAGAAUCUCCAGGUAUUUGGCGACCCCAGAGAGAAGCACAGAGUGGGUGAACUGCGGGAAAGUACCGAUAGAGCAAAUAACGUCGGAGUAA